AUGGCCUUUGGUUCCCGUGUCCGCGGCCUCUGUGCUCUCGCGGUGCUCUGCACUGCAGUGUCAAUAGUGCCCACAGCUGAUGCGUGGCUGGCGCCGAUCGUCACGAAAGGCAACAAGUUGUUCGAUUCCAAGACGGGUGUGGAAUUCCGGAUGAAAGGCAUGGCCUACUACCCUCGUCCGAACGACGGCCGCAUGGCCACCGUGGGCAACUACGACUGGGCAGCCGAUAAGCACGAGGACGUGUGGCAGCCGCACUUGGAAGUGCUCAAGGACCUCGGCGUCAACACGAUUCGGCUCUACUCGAUCGACCCGGGCACCUCGCACGACAAGUUCAUGUGUGCGUGCUCGGAAGCAGGCAUUUACGUGCUGGUCGGCAUCACUGCACCGUGUGAAAACUGCUCCGUGCUGGACUACCUGCCGCCCAAGUGCUAUCCGGAAGACCUGUUCACGCGUGCGCAGAUGGUGUACAACGCGUUUGCAGUGUAUGACAACACUUUGGGCUUCAGUGUCGGCAACGAGAACAACCUGCAGACGGAGAAUGGCGCCGAUGGUACGGCCACGGCGCCCUGUGUCAAGGCUUUCUUGCGGGACACUCGCAGUUACGCUGCGAGUUGCUCGGGCUCGGUGCGGCAGGUGCCCAUUGGCCUCGACAUUGCCGACAUUCCGCCUCGCGAGCAGUGGAUGGCGUACUACGAUUGUGCGGUCGACGACGACGAGAACACGCGGGCGGAAUGGAUGGGCUUCAACCCGUACGUCGAAUGCGAUCCGACGACCCACGUCAAGUACUCGCAGUCCUCCGGGUUGCAGAAAAUCAUGGCGGAGUACGCGAAGGUCGGCUACUCUCGUCCGCUCAUGUUUGGCGAGUUCGGCUGCAACAAGGGCGUGAACACCAUUGACGGCUACGAGAACCAGCGCACGUUCUACGAUGCCAAGUGGAUGAACACGGAGAAGGAGAUGAUGGACGAGAUCGUCGGUGGCAACGUGUUUGAGUUCACCACAGAAAUUGCCAACCUCGUCGAGACCAAGACGCUGGUCAAGACUGGCGACGCAGGCAAGUACGGCGUCGGCUACUUCCAGCCGGACGACUGCGACAACAACAAGACUCUGUGCGUGUUCACUCCGUACCCGGAGUAUGAGUAUCUCAAGGAGGCGUACACGACUACCAAGAGCUCGGCCCUCGUGCACGACAGCUUCACACCGACGCGUGACACGAUUCUGUCGUGUCCGAAGAACAUCUCGAGCGAGUUGCCGCCUAUGCCCAAGGUUCCGAUUCUCGAGUGCACCAUCACGCAGCCGGUGUGCAACGGCGUGAAGGCCAACAGCUAUGAGCACCUCUCCCCGAGCACUGCAGUUGGCGAGAAGCGGAAACCGUCCAACGCCGAGAGCAGCGGAAUCGCGACGGCCGAUGCUGCGCUAGAAAGUAGCAGCGGUGCCAUCGCCACUGCUUCGAUCGCUGCGGUCGUCGUGUCGGUGGGGGCCACCGUUGCUGCCACGGCCUUGCUCGUGUUUUAG
Molecule: messenger RNA, 1512 nt
Organism: Hyaloperonospora brassicae
Lineage: Eukaryota; Oomycota; Peronosporomycetes; Peronosporales; Peronosporaceae
Source: the annotation of a GenBank genome assembly